UUUCAAUGUCUUUGCCAUAAGGAAUUCCAAUGAAUGCUGUUUAUAAGCAAGUAGUUAUGGAGCAUAAAGAAGAUGAUAGAGUAGAACAAUUGGAAGCACAAAUCUAUAACAUGGAAAAAGAUCAUAGCAUGUGGAGAAAGAAGUAUUUUGAACUAGAAUCCUUAUAUGAUAAGUGUCGAUAUGCUGCUGAAAAAGUAAACAUUCAUUUGUUAAUUUUAGUCGGUCUAAUUAGAGGAUAGAAUCAAUCUAUUGAGAUAGGAUAAUUCACAAAUAUCAGCCUUACUUAGAGAAAAAGCGACAGAAUGUGAAAAAAUGAGAGUGAGAUUGAUACAAUUGGAAAAUGAGAAUUUUGAGUUAAAUACAGUUAGAUUGUAAGUAACCAAAUUCAAUGAUCUUCUGUAAUAAAAGUCCUAAGAUAUUGAGUUGUUAAGAAAGAAAAACUCAGAAAUCUAUGCUAGAGUAAUUGAAUUAGAAGGAAAUGAAUUAGUUAUUAGAGAUUACAAGGCUUAAGUAAACAGUUUGACAAAGGAUUUAGACGUUUGGAAAAAGUUGUAUGAGGAUUAGUAAUAAGAGAGAGUCAAGCUUUUAGAAAUCAUCAGAUAAUUUGAAUAAAACAAUCCUUUAUCAGGAUCAAUUAAAUCAUCCUAAUAAUAGGUUAGUGAAGUCAUUGAAAGAAGAGUUGUCACUACCUCAGAAACGACUAAUAAUACUCAAUAAUUAUAAUCAUAGCUUUUAUAAAACUAAGCAACCAUAUCUGAUCUAGAAGAUAGACUAGGAUUCGCAGAGAAGUAAUACGAUAAAUUGAAGCAAGAAUUAGAAGGAAGGAUUAAAUUGAAUAAUGAACUUAAACUAAAGUAAUAUCAUAUUUGUAUUAUAGAAUAACCUAGUAAGAGUGCGAAUUAAAAAAUAUUAGUUACUUGAAAUUAGAUAAUCAAAAAUUAAAGGAUCAACUUGAUUAAACUAAAAGAGAACUUGAUUAAUUUAGAAAAUAAUAUUAUACUACUUUAAGUAAAUUAUAGAUUGCUGAAUAAUAACUCAAUGAAUUAUACAAUUUAGAAAAUAGACUCUAAUUACUAUAAUAAGAGAGAGACACCUUAAACAAAUCAUUAAAAUAAAAAAAUGAAGACAUUGGACAAUUGUAAGACAAAGUUUCCUCAUUGUUAUCUUAAAUAGAGUAGUUGAGACUUAAUGAUUAAGCAAGAAAUGCUGCUGAAAAUGAAGUUAUCUAACUCAAAACUGAAUUAAACAAACUCUAAGGUAAUCUUAAAUAGAAAGAAUAAACUAUCUCGGAUUUACAUGGAAGAAUAAAUGACUUAUAAAAACAAUUAACUAAUGCUCAAUCUGAUUUUAAGAGGUUGUAAGCAAAGGAUUACUCAGGAUUAUAGGAUCAAGCAAAAUUAGUUAAUGAAUUACAGUAAAAACUACUAUAAUUGAGCUAAGAUAAUUCUAAAUUCUAAGGUUAAGCAUUCAACUUGGAAUCCAAGAACAAUUCAUAAGUUCAAGAUAUUCAAAGAUUGAAUUCUUUAUUGUAGACCAAAACUUAAGAGCUGUCGGAUGCAAAUAAGAAGAUUUAUGAUUUAGAAAAUGAUAAAACAAUCCCUGAUCUUAAGUUUUAGAACUCCUAAUUAAUUUCUGAGUUGAGAGAGUAAGAAACUGAGAACAAAGGAUUGUAAGAGAAAUUACAAAUCCUAGAAAAUUAAAUCAUUCAAUUAAAUACUAAGUUAACUACUGCUGAGGCUUAGGCUAAUUGCAAUUAGAAUGAGAAAACUAAGGUUGAUUAAUUGUUGACUUCCUAUUUGCUUCAAUUAUCAUAAUUAGAAAAAGAGUAAUAUAUUAAUUUAAUACCUGUAGAGUAGAUGAACUCAGAGUCAUAGCCCAAUAAGUAGCAUAAUAGAGUGCAGUAAAUAAAUAAUAAGAAUAACUCAUAUAAGCAUUAUAGAAAUAAUUAAAGGACUAAACCAGCUAAUUCAAUGAAUUAAGUAAAGAGAAUGAGAAAUUAUAUGUUGAUAAUUCUCAACUGUCUACUCGUAUUUCAUAAUUAAGCGAAUUACCAAACAAGAUCCAAAUUCUGGAUGAGGGACUACAAAAACUUUAAUAAGAUUAUAAUAAUGAAUUAUAAGCCAAUGAGACACUAAAUAAACAAUUGAACGAUGCCUUAAAAGUGAAGAACGAUCUAGAAAAUAAAAUAGCUAUGUUAUCAACUGAAGUUGAAAGAUUUUAGUAUAAAUUAAAUAGCAGAUAAAACGAGGCUGAGUAAUUAAAGAAACAAAUAGUAGAUUUGGAGACUCAAAUAGCUUAAUUGAAAUAAUUGGAAUCAGAAAAUUAGGUUCUGGCAGACAAGAUUGCUCAACUUGAACAACAAAUAAUUAACGAAGCAAAUAAGAAUUUAGAGCAUCUAUUGAGGGUCAGUUAGGAUGAAACCAAAUCAUAUGUUUUGGAUAACAAUAAUCUCAAAUAGCAAUUAGAUUAAAAGGAAGUGGAAAUUAAGUAAAAGGAUGAAUCCUAUAGAUAAUUAGAAUAGAAAUAUUAAUAACUUCUUAGUUCAAAUAAGAAUUUAGAGGCUUAAAAUACUCAAAUUGCUGAAUUAUAAAAUGUAAUUGCAGGAUAAGAGAAUGAUAUACAAAAAUUCUAAGAUCUAAUUGAAGAAUUAAGAGAUAAAAACAAUGACUUAGUAGCAGAGUAUAAUUUAAUUAAGAUUAAUUUAGAUCUCAAAAAUUGUCAAUUGAAUUGACUUAAUAAUAAGUAGAAAUUGCAGAUUUGAAAAAUCAGAUUGAAAAACUCAAUACUCAAGUGAAUAACAAUUAAAAUUAUGACUAAUUAAUAGAAGAAUUGAAGAAGAAGAUUGAGAAAUUGCAAGAGGAAAAAGUAUAAUUUGAUUAUAUUUUAUCAUAGUACUAAUUAGAAAACAAGGUGGCCUUAUUGUCAAGUGAAAUAGAGAGAAUGAGAGUUAAAUAUGAUGCCUAAGGAAAUAAAUUGAAUAUAUCAGAGGAGUAGAAACAAGGCUUAACCAAGGAAUUGGAAUAAGUCCAUAAAUUAUUUGAAGACUCCUAAGAUGUAUCUAUAUAUUACUAUGAUUAAAAUAGGAAAUUGAUAAAUUGUAGGAAUAGUUGUCAAAGCAAAAAGAAUUGGAAUAAAAGGAAUAAGCUUUAAGCUUAACUUUGGUAAAUGCAUUCAAUGAAAUUGAUGCUUUGAGAUAAUAAUUGUCGAGAGUUUUUAAUGAAGCUAAUGAAUAAAAGAAGGCCAAUAUAGCGUUGGCUACAUAAUAAUAAUGA
Messenger RNA from Paramecium octaurelia, 3272 nucleotides. Lineage: Eukaryota; Ciliophora; Oligohymenophorea; Peniculida; Parameciidae. The record is from the annotation of a GenBank genome assembly.